Caenorhabditis sp. 36 PRJEB53466 is the source of this 3434-nucleotide messenger RNA. NCBI's taxonomy places the organism in Eukaryota, Metazoa, Nematoda, Chromadorea, Rhabditida, Rhabditidae. The record is from the annotation of a GenBank genome assembly.
AUGCAUGCAGAUCCCACCACAAUUCUCGUCAGUUUCCUGCCAUUCUUCCUCUUUUUCUCCGCUUCCAAUGCAAAACGUCUCCCUCAAAUCUACUGGAAUUCAACAAAUCCACUGUAAGUCUCUUGCUCUCUUUAUCCGUUCUCAUCAAAAAAGCCGCCGUCAUGUCCACUCCACACAUAUUUACCUCUUUCUCUCUGUGCUCGGGAGCUCCUGUGGGGACCAUAAAGAGGAAGCCGUCGCAUGGUAAGCCGAAACCAAACGAUGUUACUAAUUAUGGCCGGACACUGAACAAAUAUUGGGGAGUCUCCAGUAGAUAGACUGGUCGGCACAUAGAGAGUAUCAAGAAAUAAUCUGGGGGACAGAUGGGCCAACCGGGGCCAGAGGAACACUUUUUGGGAUUAGGAGACCUUGAGAGAAAGAAACCUUUCCCUGCCUCGCCGUGUUUCUUUAAUAACAUUUUACAAUCGGAUAUGAACCAUACCUUUUUAUGGCUUGUCUUGUACCGAAACAAGACACCGCCAGUCUCGUUUAUGGCAUCCAACUUGAAAGAGGACUGCCGAGAGUUCUGGGGGAGCAUGCCAGUGUGGCAGACUCCGAGUGCCAAUUCGUCCCGUUUUAUUGCCACCUCUCUGGAGUUUUGUCUUCAUAAAUCUCAAAGUGCCACGUUUUGCCACGUGAUGUUCCACAUGUUCCUCUCUUCUCCUGUUUGCUGAGCUCCUUCUUUCCUCUCCAAAUCCCUCCUAAUAUAUUCUGCGUUCCAAAUCAGCAGAUGUUCUUGAACAAGAGAGCCCGUCUGACCCUCAGUUCCAUAAACACGUCAAUCUGAUAUUCAUCUCGAACCAUAUGCGAAGCCUCCGUCGGGACCAAAGCAACUUGUCCUCAGUGACCAUGAUGAUGAUGACAUGUUGUGUGUAGAGCUAGCGGGACCUCCGUCCGUUGUAAUGGGCACCUUGUAGUACACGACUGAUUUAUGAGCGUUAUCGACAAGCUUCCUCCUCCCCCUUUCUCUCUCCCCUCGAAUUUAUGUGCUUCGACAACAGGUUGUAGAAGGUGUCCUUCGACCUUUUAGAGGGGGACUAAACGGACAAUUAGCAGAGAAGGGCAAAACGGGGUGAAAUUAGAGCCGCCCGCAAUGAAUUUAUACAUGCAACGGAAGGGAAAGAAAAGUUUAUUUGAACUUGUGCCAAAUGGAAAUUGAACGCUUUCAUAUUCACUUUCAUCAACUUCUGUGAAUGCCUCCGAAGAGAAUGCAUGCAACAACGUUACGAAUGUUGGCAAAGGGUAACCCUACCUCCUAUAAACUGGCCGAUUGUGCAACAUGACUGUAACGGCCGACAAACAAAGCGAAUGCUAAUCCUUGCCAAAUGGUGCUAACCGAAUGCACUUUGCACCUUUUCCGUCUUUCCCUUUGCGCGGUAGCUCAUUCAUUCCGACACAACAAUUGCCAGCUGAUUAGUGUUUCCAAAUUGGCUCCGACAACAUUCACUCAUUGGCCCCCACUUGAUGUGCAAAGUGGUUUUGAUAAUUGGUUCGAGAUGUCCGCUCUGUGUGCAAACACGACAACAGUAACUAGUGGGCUGCCAGCCACUCGAGCCGCUCCCAGAGCUCCAAGCUGUUUUCGUUCCCGUUGUGUUUGCCCGCUUGUGUCGACAAGUCGAAACCGAUCGGUUACGGUCUCGAGAGCCGUCUCAUCACGACAAAUCGGGCGUCGAUUAACUAAAGCAGCAAGGGCAGCUGACCGUCGAGACCCCGGGAGCUCAGUUACAUAAGCGAAACGGCAGCUGCUGACCACACUGUCUUUCUUCAUAUUCUCGGGUGUCUUCCUUGAACCUCCGCAGGUGUUUACCGUGUUUGAAAACGACGGAGAGAGGGUGCGUCGGGUUGAUAUAAUGCACCGGAAGUACGUGUAGAAGUAGGUCGGAAGACGUCGGCGGAAGGAUAAGUAGUGAAGAAUUCCAUAUGUAAAUUGGCAACCACAUUGAACGGCCACUAAAACGGUCGAGUCUAUCGACAAAACGGGCUAAUUAACAUGCGCCGCAAAAGGCAGGUGUCUUUGAAGUGUGCCGUUCAAUAGGGUCCCUAGCCCUCUCAUUGGUCCUAAUCUCCAGAGAUUGACCAAAAUGUUGGAAGGGCUGUUCGGAGCAGGAAGGAAGGAAGCCCCGCCACCACAUGCUCAUCACAUUGAACACAAUUAGGAAGCUCUAUUACUUAAACUGUUUCGGAUUGGGAACGCAUAGAUGCGUGCUUAGCUGGGAUGAGACUCUGGGUUACGUAACAGUCAUCUGGCUGCCUGAUGGGGCGGAAGCAUCCGGACACUGAUUACUGUUUGAACGGGCGGCGUCCCCCGACACGAAAACACUUCCGACGCCCGUGCCAAACACUAAAAAAUGUCUGGUUCCUUUCGAAAAACUCAUAACCCCUCACGCUACAUAAAUCUUACCUACCUGCCUGUUCCGUGGCCUACCAGUCGGACGAACGCGAAACUUUUUGCGCGCGCCGACACUUUUCGAAAAAGGUAUUACUGGUGUUGCCCGGACACGGCACAAUGGGCAUUGAGGCGGCUUACUCUUUGUGCGGGAAACAAGGCGCGAUCGGAAUGAAUCGGAAUAAAUGAAUUAUUUGCAGAGUGGAACGAUAUGUAGCCAUCGGGGACACCCUCGACAUCGUGUGUCCGUUCUUCGAGGAGAAUUCUGAUGAACUGACGGAGCAGUCAAUCAUCUACAGAGUGUCGGAAGCCGAAUAUGAGAAUUGUGAAAGGCAUUCCAAUGCCAAGGAAUUGGGAAGAUGCACGCAACCCUAUCAGCAGGAGAAGCUCAAAGUCGCAUUCCGUUUGAUGAGUCCUAACCCAUCUGGAUUGGAUUACAGACCAGGAGUCACUUAUUAUUUCAUCUGUAAGUGGUCGAGUCAUUUGAAACAAGUUUCCAACCUUCCAUUUUCAGCUACAUCCACCGGGUCCCGAAAAGGACUAUACAAUGAGCAAGGCGGUCUCUGCGCCAGCCACAAUCUGAAAAUGGUCAUUCACAUCACGGACAAGAAUGGAGAUAUUGGGAGCGGCAGUCAUCAUCACCGUCAUCACCACAAAAAGACAACUACCACCACUGCAAGCCCGCCACAAAUCGCAGAAGUAACUGACAGCUCAUCUGAGAAGCUCUGGGAGCAGUUUUAUGAGAAAGUGAUGCCGAUGGAAAACACGUGGCCAGAAAUAACGAGAGGAGAGCGAGUGACGCUCUAUCAAGGGGACAAGAAAGACGAGUACGAACAGGUGCCCGCCGAAGUCGUCGACUUUGAGAUUCAUGAAAUUGGAGAUGGUGAGUUGAUGUGUGAAAAAGAAGAAAUUAAUCAUUUAUUUUUCAGUCGAGUCUCUCUAUUCUUCAUCUGAAAGGAUACAAUACCUGAUGUUGCUACCCGUACUUCUCCUACUUCGAUUUGCAUAA